AAGGGGAAAUUGUUGCUGGUGGAAAUGGUGAAGGAAAUCAAUCAAAUCAAUUGAAUUAUCCCCAAGGUUUAUCAUUUGAUAAUGAGGGAAAUCUUUAUGUUGCUGAUUGUAUAAAUCAUCGAAUCCAAAAAUAUGAAACAAUUUUAAAUUAA
Adineta steineri is the source of this 152-nucleotide messenger RNA. NCBI's taxonomy places the organism in Eukaryota, Metazoa, Rotifera, Eurotatoria, Adinetida, Adinetidae. The record is from the annotation of a GenBank genome assembly.